Molecule: messenger RNA, 1252 nt
Organism: Daktulosphaira vitifoliae (grape phylloxera)
Lineage: Eukaryota; Metazoa; Arthropoda; Insecta; Hemiptera; Phylloxeridae
Gene: shrb
Product: charged multivesicular body protein 4b
Exons: 6
Coding region: 178-849 (223 amino acids)
Biological process (GO): vesicle budding from membrane; late endosome to vacuole transport via multivesicular body sorting pathway
Cellular component (GO): cytoplasmic side of plasma membrane; ESCRT III complex; multivesicular body
Source: RefSeq, a predicted model, not a curated record
ACAACAAUAAAAUAGAAAUAUCACUAUCUUUUUUAGUUAACAAUAGAAUUAAUAACGCAAAUAUAAUUUAUUUUCAUAGUUGGUACAUUCCUCAUGAGUUGACUCUAUUUUAUAAAAUACACAACUUUAAUUUAUGAAAUAAUAUAAUACUUCGAGAUAAAUAGAUUAUUAUCAAAAAUGAGUUUCUUAGGCAAAUUGUUUGGUAGUAAAAAAGAAGAAAAAGGUCCUACCACUGAAGAUGCCAUCCAAAAAUUGAGAGCAACAGAAGACUUAUUGAUAAAAAAACAAGAAUAUUUACAGAAAAAAAUUGAUCAAGAAUUAGAAAUCGCUAAGAAAAAUGGUACAACAAAUAAACGAGCUGCUUUACAAGCAUUAAAACGUAAAAAACGAUAUGAACAACAGUUAGCACAAAUUGAUGGAACUAUGUUAACAAUUGAAACACAGCGAGAUGCAUUAGAAGGUGCAAAUACAAAUAAUGCAGUGUUGACUACAAUGAAAACAGCUGCUGAUGCACUUAAAUCUGCUCAUCAAAAUAUGAAUGUAGAAGAUGUUCAUAGUAUGAUGGACGAUAUAGCUGAAUCACAAGAUUUAUCCAAAGAAAUAUCUGAGGCCAUAUCUAAUCCUGUUGGAAUAGGUCUGGAUGUAGAUGAGGAUGAUCUCCAAAGAGAAUUAGAAGAAUUAGAACAAGAAGAAUUAGACAAAGAAUUAUUGAAUACUGGAAAAACACCAAUUACAGAUUUGCCAACACCUGCAGUUCCAACUAGUGAGCCUAGUGGAAGAGGCCGCGCUAAAACAAAAGUAGAAGAGGACGAAGAUGAUAUGAGAGAAUUAGAAAAGUGGGCUUCUUAACUUUUGGCUGUUUAAAAAUGGCAUAUUCAACAAUAUUCUAAUUUUUCAUUGGAUUGGUCACAUUUUAUUAACCAUGUGAACACAAUUAUAUUAUGUUAUAUGAUAAUUUAAAUAUAUUUUGUUGAAGAAGAAUUCAACAUUUAAUUUAGUUACUUUGUAAUUACUAUUUAUAUUUACUUUUUACCAUAACAUUUUUUCAUUUUAUUACUAAUAUUAAUUAUACUUACGAUUUAUUAUUAUUAUCAAAUAGUUUCAAUUAUUUUAAUUAGUUAUAUAUUUUUAUCAUUUAUGUCAAAGUUUGUGAUUUUUUAGCCAUUAAUAAAGACUAAAAUUAUUUAAGAAUAGUAAUUUCUAAUUUUCAGGUACCUUAAGAGAGAAAGUAAAUAUAUGCUAUUGACAGAAA